AUGCGGCAAAUAAGGAAAACAGUGUUUCCCCCAACACCAAGGAACCUGCAACAUUUUAAUUAUUUAUUACAAAUGGAUAAUAAUAAACAUUUUACUAUGUCGUUUCAAAAACAGCCAAGUUUAUUUUAUCAAGGCCCACUCAUUGUUGAUGGUUCGUUUGUUGGUGUACUAUUUUGUAAUAAACAUCAUAUUGAGUCAAUUGAAAGCGAAUUUCAUAAUGUUAAAAUAUCUGGGUGCGACGGAACAUUCAAGACGGUUCCCAAAACGUUGGAUAACGACUGCUAUCAAUUAUUCACCUUCCAAGUGAUACACAGAAAUGUUGUAAGUAAUAAAUUGUACAUCACACAAUAA
Molecule: messenger RNA, 351 nt
Organism: Macrosiphum euphorbiae (potato aphid)
Lineage: Eukaryota; Metazoa; Arthropoda; Insecta; Hemiptera; Aphididae
Source: the annotation of a GenBank genome assembly